GGAAAAUAUGGAAUAAUCUAGAUUGUAAAUUGUUCAGAUGAAAGGGGAGAUUAUUUCAAAGCAAAUACCACCAUAAAAUGUUUCUUGAUGAUAAAUUACAUAACAGAAACGUUUAGCUGAAAGGGAUGAGAUUCAUCUACUUUCAUUAUCAAGUGCCAUAUUAGUUUUUAGUUUAUGCUUUCAAACUUGAGAUCAGGAAAUGGUUUUAAAUGGCUUCAACAACCAAUAGCGGAAUGUCUAGUUUGAAGGGACUCAAUAUGAGUAAGCUAAAGAGAACAUCUUGACCUGUCAUAAAGUGGGGGGCAUCUUGACCUGUCAUAAACAGGAGAACAUCUUGGCCUGUGUUUAAACUCAGAUCUACAACACAAUGUCGGAGCAAAGAUUAAGGCGCAAGGGAUCAAACCGCCGCUCCUCCAAGAAAAGACGAAGGCGGAGAUCCUCAAUCAGUGUUUCAUCCAAUGGUGGCGUGGAUGAAGAGGAAGAGGCAAUCCUCCGGGUCAUAGAGCAUGACAACGACGACGAGUUUGAGAUCAACAUGAACGCCGACUCUGACAGCUCCAAGGACAGAGAUGAGGACAUCGACUCGGAGGAAGAGGAGAGGAGAGAACGGAGGAGGAGGGCUGAGCGGAGGAUCAACGAGGAGAUCUUGAUGGAGAAAAUCAAUCAGUGCAAAGAGCUUAUAGAGGGAGUGAAAAAACAUACCUGGAAGAUGUCCAAAAAGCUGGACGUCUUGAGAAAAGCGAAGGCCUACGUGGAGAAAUUUGAAGGCAAACUGUCCAGGGGUCAAGGCUAUCAACAAAGAGGAAAACAGCUACUUAAACAGCUCUCCCGUUCCUGGAAAAAUGGCAUGGCUAGUCUUGUUCCUUGGGAGAUGAAAAUCAAACAAAUUGAAGGUCAUUUUGGAUCUGUCGUGGCUUCCUAUUUUGUCUUCCUCCGCUGGUUGCUGUGGAUCAGUCUCUGGCUGACUAUACUACCAACGUGUUUUAUUAUUAUCCCAGAGUUGAUAGCAGGAGAAAGUUAUGGCUCCAGCUUAAGAAAAACGAUACCGGACGAUGAACUCAGUAAAGCUUAUGAUCUGCAGACGAUUUGGAACGCAGAAGGUGUUGUCAAGUAUUCGCUCGUAUUUUACGGAUACUACGGUAACGCCAGAACAAUAGGCAGUGGUUACCGUUUACCUUUGGCUUAUCUGCUGGCCAAUCUGGCAGCUUUUGCCUACAGUUUUAUUGUCGUCCUCAAAACAAUGGCUACCAACUCCAGAAACAGUCGAAUGUCCAACACGGACGACGAGUACACAUUCUCCUGGAAACUCUUCACAGAGUGGGACUAUAUGAUCACCAAUCACGACACGGCCAUCACAAAGCACGCGUCCAUUACGACUGUCUUCAAGGAAACAAUUCUGGAAAUAAAAGUAAAAUCUAGAAAAGAAAACAAAUGGAAGAUUUUAUCUAUUAGGAUCACCUGCAACAUUGCCAUUGUUUUAUUACUUGCUCUCAGUACCUAUGUAAUUCAACUGAGUGUUGAAAGGUCUCGACAAAUGGAAAUUCGCCAACGUAAUGAUCCAUCCUACGAACCUGGAGUCUGGGAGGAAAAUGAGCUGACUGUAGUUAUGACUUUGAUCUCCAUGAUAUUUCCAGCAUUUCUGGACAUCAUCGCAUUGAUUGAAAAAUAUCAUCCCAGGACGAGUUUACAGUUGAUGCUGGGAAGAAUUUUUGUGUUGAACCUUUUAAACCUGUACACCUUGUUCAUAGCAUUAUAUAAUAAGCAACAGGAUUUGCUAGCUUCCAUUUCAGGGCUGCAGUCCAACGUCACAGUUCAAAACAACUGCUCUUCAACUUUCCAAAUUACAACUGUGGCACCUAUUGCCACUACUAUGUCUCUGUCUGAUCUACACAGUGAUGACACUACAGUAGCAACCAUCUACAAUACAACCAACAGAGCAUGUGUCAAUGUCACAGAUAUACCUCUAAAAGUAAAAGAGUUCUGCUGGGAAACUAUGAUUGGUCAGGAAGUGUUUAAAUUAACAGUCCUUGAUAUGGUAGCUCUGAUAGCUCAGCACUUAGUGGUGGAUGUCCUCAGGACCUACUUUGUACGAUACUGUAAUAAUCUGUGCUGCUGGGACAUUGAGAAAAACACUCCAGAAUACCCAGAGUUUAAAACAGCAGAAAACAUUCUUCAUUUGAUCAGCAACCAAGGCACUGUCUGGCUUGGUGUCUUGUUUUGUCCUGGUCUGGCUUUGCUAAACUUCAUCAAACUGUAUAUCUUGGUUUACUUCCGAUGUUGGACAGUAUUGUGCUACAAUGUACCAGAGGAAAGAAUCUUUAGGGCCUCAAGGUCCAAUAACUUCUACUACGCUCUGCUUUUGGUGAUGCUGUUUCUCUGUAUGCUACCUCCCUUGUUUGCUAUUGUUGGCAUUGAGCCAUCCCCACAGUGUGGUCCAUUUAGUGGUCAGCAGAGAAUGUUUCAGGUGUUGACUGAAACUAUGGAAACAGAACUGCCAGCCUCAGUUAACUCUGUCAUUCAAUAUGCUGCUUCACCAGGAGUUAUCUUACCCCUUUUUAUGUUGCUGGGAAUGACUAUCUACUAUUUAGUGUCAGUUGGUCACUCCUUGAGGGAUGCUAACAAUGAACUGCGCAUGCAGCUGGAAUAUGAACGAACUGAAGGAAGGAAAAAGGUUUAUGCAAUGGCAGAUGCCCGUCAUGAGCCAAAAGGUCGAACAAAAGGCCAUGGCUGGGGAGCUGCCAGAUCAAGCUUUGUCACUAAACCAAAAGACAUGGCAAAUACAGGCAAGUGAUAUUUUGAUAAAUAAUUAAAUUAUG
This is a messenger RNA of Biomphalaria glabrata, 2816 nucleotides long. Its product is annotated as transmembrane channel-like protein 3. Gene Ontology annotation, molecular function: DNA-binding transcription factor activity; mechanosensitive monoatomic ion channel activity. The record is from RefSeq and is a predicted model, not a curated record. Gene Ontology annotation, cellular component: plasma membrane. NCBI's taxonomy places the organism in Eukaryota, Metazoa, Mollusca, Gastropoda, Planorbidae. The transcript is spliced from 22 exons. Gene Ontology annotation, biological process: regulation of DNA-templated transcription. Bases 368 to 2791 code for a protein of 807 amino acids.